AUGGCCUCCCCAGCAUCUCUAACGCUGAGCACGCUAUUAUCAACAUUACACACACAUCUCAAUGCACAAACCCAACUUCUCCCGACACUCCAUGUUCAACUCGGCCUACCACAAACCGCCCUGGAAGAUGAACUGCAAACAUUACAGCAUACCCUGACCAAAGCCGUCGAGUCUCAGAUAGAGGUGCGGAGGAAACAAGUGGAUGAUUGGAUAGUCAAAUGCGAAGGAGUGGAGUCUGGUUGUGCUCGGUAUUCGAAAGCGCUGGGCACACAUUCUAAAGUUGCUGGAUCGCUCAGCGAUCUAAAAGCUGAGAAGGUUUUGCCAAGGAGAUAUGAAAGCGCCACUGUGUACCAGGAGAAACUAAGACAGAUCUAUCAUACGAAACUCGAGCAGCUCACGACGUUGACCAAUCGCCUGAACGCCCUCGCGCGGACGCUGGGCUCCCAUUUCUUUCAACAAGACAUCUUAACUCCAGCGGUCGCUGCUGCUGAGGAACUAGACAGCCCUACGGCACUACGAGAUGUUGUCCCUGAACGCUUCUCCAAACUUGAAAAGGAGCUUGUACGAGGAAAAGGCGAAGUAUUGAAGCGACUGAAUCAACUGGGUGAAGUCUUCACCCAGAUCGACUGGCUUUACUCAGAACUAGGUAUCGAUCCUCCCCCACCCACUGUUGCAACACCGGUUGCCACCUCAUCCUCAACACUCGCUGUGCCGAGAUAUUCUCUGCCACGAUCUUCAUCCGCCGGUAGCACGCAUCUGAACUCGAGUGCAGACCCAUUUGCGUCCUCAACCAUCGGACCAUCGACUCCUACUCCUCCAUCGAUCGGGAAAUCUGACAACCACAUGCUUUGCCCAUCGUCCCCUCCCCCACAGCCAUCUAUAGCCCUUCCAGAAGUCCCCGAGUUCCCCGACGAACGUGAAUACCUCAGAGCUCUCGGACGCUUCAUCGAACUUCUCGACUCAUUGCCGCAAGACUCGUCGCCUGGACCAAUCCUAAAUUCAUGUGGUAUCGAACCGACGCAGGGGAUCUUGGCUUGGUCUGAUAGACUGCACACCGAACUAAACGAACUCAAGAGGCGCCGCGAAGUGCACAUCCAAGCCAUGUAUGACCAACUGGAGGCGCUUUGGCGACGUAUGGGUGUGGAGGAGGAGGCUAUGGAUGGUUUUGUCGACGCGAAUCGCGGGACGACGCCUUCUGUGGUUCAAGCGUAUGAAGAAGAAUUGGAGCGCAUGAUUGACUUGAAGCGCGAGAGAAUGGGCGAGUUUAUCGCUAAUGCUCGCACAGAAAUUGAGAGUCUGUGGGAGGAGCUUAUGGUAGGAGAAGAUGAACGGAAUGAUUUUGCAGCGUUUGCUGAUGAUGAACAUACACAAGAUUUACUGAGCCAGCAUGAGCAUGAGAUCGCCCGCCUGAAAGCGGAAGUGCGGCUCAAAAUGCCACUGCUUACAUCGAUCAAGAAGUACAUGGAGAUUUGUGAGGAACAAAAGGAGCUGGAGCGCGUAGCCAGCGAUCAGACACGCCUUCUAGGAAGGGGUGGGGGACGAGAUCCCGGCAGAUUGCUCCGGGAAGAGAAGAUGCGAAAGAGGGUUGGGAAAGAGAAGCCCAAGCUCGAACAACAAUUACUGUCAUCACUGCCUACAUGGGAGCAAACGCACGGACGAGCUUUCCUCGUACAUGGCGAAAGCAUGCUCCAGCUGUUGAUGGAGAAUGCAUCGGCGAACGAACAGGAGAACCGAAAAAGAACGCCUACUUCUCAAUACUCUGCGCAGGCGCUCAACAGGGGGGCUUCGCAAAGUCUGAAGCCCGCCGCAGCCGCCAACAGUGGGGCGAAUGUCGCUUCCAAAGCAGGAUAUGUCCCUGGCAAAUCAAAUGCAUCUAAUCACGGCGUGGUAACACCCGCCGUUCGGCCAGGAUCGUCGAUGUCUUCAAAUACCCACGGAACUAAUAAACGACAGAAACUCAUCGAUGGCACGCAUCAUACAGUAGCACGUCCAGGAUCUCCUACAAGGGGCCGGACACCCAGCGGCAAUUCAGCUCUCCCCCGACCAACCAUGCAAAACGCGCAGCCUACGUCUUCCCACUCGAAGAACUUGCAGGGGUACGCCGCACUGGGAUGGGGCCGUAAUCCUUCGACGAUGCCACGAUCAACAUCGCAUACGAGCGUGACACACCUUAGCUCGAGCAUGAGCUCGCACUAUAUUUCGAGCACACGAUCGUAUAACUCUGCUUCAAUGGCGUCCAGUCAUUCUAGGGACUUAGCAGCUAAAAAGACGACGGGUCGCAUUCGCAAGGAGAGCUUCAAACCACGGCCGAGCAUCGAUGGCGGUAGUGGGGGCGCUGGGGGAUGGAAGAGCGGGUUUCGGGGGAUGAGCGUUGCAGAGGAAGACGGGUGCUGA
This is a messenger RNA of Suillus subaureus, 2394 nucleotides long. RefSeq names its product microtubule associated protein-domain-containing protein. Gene Ontology annotation, biological process: mitotic spindle midzone assembly; microtubule cytoskeleton organization. The record is from RefSeq and is a predicted model, not a curated record. NCBI's taxonomy places the organism in Eukaryota, Fungi, Basidiomycota, Agaricomycetes, Boletales, Suillaceae. The transcript has 5 exons. Gene Ontology annotation, molecular function: microtubule binding. Bases 1 to 2394 code for a protein of 797 amino acids. Gene Ontology annotation, cellular component: mitotic spindle midzone; spindle; cytoplasm.